Molecule: messenger RNA, 1909 nt
Organism: Pseudomyrmex gracilis
Lineage: Eukaryota; Metazoa; Arthropoda; Insecta; Hymenoptera; Formicidae
Product: eukaryotic translation initiation factor 3 subunit F-like
Exons: 5
Coding region: 976-1833 (285 amino acids)
Biological process (GO): translational initiation
Cellular component (GO): eukaryotic translation initiation factor 3 complex, eIF3m
Molecular function (GO): translation initiation factor activity; translation initiation factor binding; metallopeptidase activity
Source: RefSeq, a predicted model, not a curated record
AAUAACCUAACCUAGAUGCAUAUAUAUGUGUGGUGUGUGUGUGUGUGGUGUGUAACACUGGACGCCAUGUUGGAAUUUAGUUCCAUUUUACCAACGAGACUUUUCAGAGAGCGCCACAAAUGCUGGUACCACCGGGUCCCAUAGAAUUUAUAUGGCAGUUUGGUGGCCCUGGUUGCGAUCUGGCUCGUGGCGCGAAAGGCUCGUGGUCACGUAUUUGUGAAAGUGUUACUCAAUAAAAGUUCAAAGUGUUUCGUAUAAGUGUUUCACCCUCACUCUUCCCCACACGCUCUCUACAUCUGUGGCUGACAGCUCCGUUCCUUUACGUUAGAGGUCUAAUCUCGCUGAAGCGAUUAAUACUCUCGACGUCAGGAUUCCUCGUCAAAAGAAGACUCCCCUGCUGUCGCCUAGAACAUUCACUCUUGGCCAUUCGUACAAACCCAUUCAUCCAACAUUCUCACACACUAACGCAUACAUACCAAAGAAGCGUUUGCUAAACGCAAUCAUAACUUACAAUGUAAAGAUAGGUUAGAUAGAUAUAGCAGUACUAAAAGUCUAUACUUUAUGUCACAUGUGCUAUAUAUUCCAGUACUGGCAGUGAAUAUCGGAACGCAGUCUCUGAUUGGUUAAUUUAUCAGUCACAUGAUUUUAUUAGCAAGUUUUCUUCUAGCGAACAAAUAACGAAUGCGAAUAUUUGAUUGGUCAAUUGGCCGAACAAAAAAAAAUCAAAUUUACAAGAUUGAGAACAGUAGAAUUUUAUUUUCUUUCCUACAGUCAUAGAAGUUAAAAACUGCUAGACUUCCUACGUAAUACGGAUAGAUAAUUUUCCUACAACAGCUUAUUUUUAAACUACUAAGUUUAGUAGGAAUCCUACUGAGUUGGCAACACUGGAGACCUAACCAGCAGAUUUCUGACGGGUUCUUGACAAGUUUUGAUUGAAGAGCAUAUUGGAGCAUAUUUUCGGGGAUUUCAUUAAACAUGGCGCUUAACCUUAUCGUUAAAGUGCAUCCUGUAGUGUUGUUUCAAGUUGUGGACGCCUAUGAGAGACGAAAAGCAGAAUCGCUGCGUGUUAUUGGCACUUUAUUAGGUACUGUGGAGAAAGGAAUUGUUGAAGUAACUAAUUGCUUUUGCGUGCCACACAAAGAAUCCGAAAGUCAAGUAGAAGCGGAUUUGACUUACGGAAUGGACUUGUAUGAUUUGAAUCACCGAGUUAAUGCACAAGAGAACAUAGUUGGCUGGUGGGCUACUGGCAAUGAGGUCACUACGCAUUCCUCUGUUAUCCAUGAGUAUUAUGUGAGAGAAUGUAACAAUCCAGUGCACUUAACUGUUGAUACUACAUUGGCAAAUACCACAAGAAUGGCAAUUAAAGCUUAUGUGUGUGUCCCACUAGGAGUACCCAAUGGGAAGCAAGGUUCUAUGUUUACUCCAGUAAAGGUUCAGAUUACAUGCUAUGAGCCAGAAGUUGUAGGAUUGCAAUUAUGUUCCAAAACACAGUUUCAAUCUCACAUACAAGCGUCUGGAAUGAAAUCUGCUGGAGGAAUAGAACCCAUGAUGGAUCUUGCACAAGUCUCAGAAGCUUGUUUCAAACUUUCUUCAAUGUUAGAACAAGUGCUUACAUAUGUUGAUGAUGUUCUAGCGGGAAAACAAUUGCCAGAUAAUCAAGUAGGCAGAGCUCUUUUGGACAUGGUGCACUCCGUGCCGAAAAUGACUAGUGAUCAGUUUGACAAUAUGUUUAAUAGUAAUGUUAAGGAUCUCUUGAUGGUCGUAGCGUUAUCUCAAUUAAUAAAAACUCAAUUACAGCUCAAUGAAAAACUAACGUUACUCACAACUCUGUAAUUAAGUGUUUACUUAUUUACAAUGUAUACAUAUGUGUAAAGCAAAAAACUCAAUAAUAAUAAUAAUAGUUUUCAUA